Molecule: messenger RNA, 2431 nt
Organism: Rhineura floridana
Lineage: Eukaryota; Metazoa; Chordata; Lepidosauria; Squamata; Rhineuridae
Product: neuronal PAS domain-containing protein 4-like
Exons: 9
Coding region: 1-1974 (657 amino acids)
Biological process (GO): regulation of transcription by RNA polymerase II
Molecular function (GO): protein dimerization activity; RNA polymerase II transcription regulatory region sequence-specific DNA binding; DNA-binding transcription factor activity, RNA polymerase II-specific
Source: RefSeq, a predicted model, not a curated record
AUGCUAACAGCAAAGGCAAAGCAGAAAGGAACAGAUAGGUCAACUAAAGGUGCUUCUAAGGCUCGUCGGGAUCAGAUCAAUGCUGAGCUUCAGACUCUGCGCUCCCUCCUGCCCAUCCUGGAGCAACAGAAGGAGCGCCUCUCAUAUCUUCACACCAUGGCUCUGGUCUGCUUCUACAUACGAGAGACUCAGCUUUUUCCUCCAGGCUCACAUUAUAUGAUGGGACCAGCCCCUAAUCUUGCUGCUGUUGCUGCACUGGCAGAUCCGGAACUGCUGUUUUCCCUCCCAGGGUUUAUCCUGGCUCUCACUGCAAAUGGCAAGCUGGCUUAUGUCUCUGAGAAUGUGUCCCACUUCCUUGGCUUUUCUGUGGUAGAACUCCUAGCCCACAGUGAGUCCAUCUUUGACCUCUUGAAUAGCUCAGCAAGCACGAUUGUCCAGGAGAAAUUCAGUUUUGCACAGCAGCAUCCAGGCACUGAAAUUGAGUUCAUCGCUGAAAUGCACACAUUGAGAGCCUUUCGGGUAAGGUAUGGAAGGAACCGUUUGAUGUCCGUGCGGGGCAGAUUCCUCAUGCUUGACCCACAGUUGACUUCCUCCUCUCCUGCCUUGACUUUUGUUGCCUUCUGCACGCCUGUCACACACCUGUUUGAAGAUGGGGAUGGUGCUUCCCAGAGCUCCACAUUCCUGAGCCAACACACACUGGAUAUGAAGAUUGUCAAGAUGACUGAAAAUGUUAUUUACCAUCUUGGUUAUAAAAAGGAAGAGCUGAUUGGCCAGUCUUGGUACUGCCUCCUACAUCCUGAAGAUACUAGAAGAGCUGCAGAAAGUCACAGGACCCUAAUUCGUGAUUCUGGGAGACACAAUCAUUGGCGCAUAGAAGUCCGUCUACUCUGCAAGGACCUGAGCUGGGUUUGGGUUCAAGUUGUUGCUUUAAGGGAGAAUGGAAAGGGAAGAGAGCUGAUCACUUGUACCAACCACAUCCUCAGGGAGGAAGAAGCCUUCUAUCUCCAGAAGCAAGACCCGCAGCACAGAGCUGUUGUUCCAGCUACCCCACAUCUUCAAUACAAUGCUGGAGAAAUACAGCAGGAGAGAAAUCUGGAUGAAGACAGCUUUUCCUCUCAAGAACCAGUGACAGCCACAGAUGGGGUACCCUGCCAGCUUCAUGAUGCUUGUGAAGAGAUGGUCCCUGAAUCCCUCCAGCCUUUGUUUUCAGCCAGCUUUCCUCUCCCUAUCAUGAGCACUGACCCAGUCACCCUGCAGUCCCCUCAAGAAACAGGCUUUCCUUUCUUCCCUGCUGGUGGGCCGAAGAGUCUCUCCUGCCCAGACAAUGCCGACAGGUUGCCCUCCUUGAGCCCUUGUGUUUUCUGCUCCCCAGAAAGUGCAUUUCCCCUUGAUAGCAGCUCUUCUGUAGACCUUUAUCCAUUAUUUGAAGAAGGACCAUCCACAGACAUGUUCCCAACAAUGGGUACAAACCCUGACCCAGACAGAUGGGCCAUCAGCAUGUUGGCUGAACAAAUUAAUUCCCUGGCUGAAAUCUUCUCUCAGUACACAAAGCAAAUACCUCAUAAACCUCCCAGCAUCUCUCUAUGGCCUGGACAGUCAGUUGAAGACACUCACAUGGUACAUAGACAGGGUUCAGGGACUAAUGCAGCUCUAGAUUUCCCUGAGGAACUCUCUGUGGAUGAAGAAGUCAUCACUAGCAUCUUAAACAGCCUCCUAGACCAUAACAGCCUGAACCUGUCUACUUCUGAAAUGGGACCAGAAGACAAUUUCCAUGUGUCAAAUGCUGAGUCGCAGGUUUCUUUACUCCAGGCCCCUCAAACAGAAGCAACUCCUUGCCUUGACCAGUAUCUCUGCCUGCAGCCUUUGUCUUCCUCUGUAUCAUCUGAUACCCAUGUGCCUGACUCCCAGUGGGAUGGGAGAUUCCAUACUAUGCUUCAGCAAGGUGUGCUUCCAGAGGAGGCCAUGUUCUGCUGAACCUGCCCUUGUUGUCUCAGUGAUUCCAGAGCCAGUCGCGGGUACUUCUCCGGUCUCCACACAAUUCAGUUGUUGAACAGACUUUAGUGGCAUGAUCCGAAAUGAUAAUAGCGUUCACGAAUAAACGGGAAGUACAGAAGUCUUCCCUAGUUGCUUGGUAGUGGAGAAUGGGACGGGGUGAGGCAUGAACAUGAGGCCACAUAAAAAGUGCUCAACCCUCCACUGCUAAGGACCUCACUCCUUUCGCUUGCCAUUCCUGAUGCUGGCUAGUGGAGGGCAAGCCGUGGCGACUUAAAGUGUGACCAGCUAAAGAGGAGCAGCCUGCAGGGGGCGCUUCAGCGGCGUUCCUACGGGGGAGCGGGCUCACCCUGGCGCUUGUCAAUAAAAGAAUUUCAAACUCUUGUACCCUUUGUCGUUCACUUGUGACGUAAUAGGGAGGUGGGGCAGGGAGCGGGCA